Molecule: messenger RNA, 1766 nt
Organism: Rana temporaria (common frog)
Lineage: Eukaryota; Metazoa; Chordata; Amphibia; Anura; Ranidae
Product: steroid 17-alpha-hydroxylase/17,20 lyase
Exons: 8
Coding region: 39-1568 (509 amino acids)
Biological process (GO): progesterone metabolic process; hormone biosynthetic process
Molecular function (GO): steroid 17-alpha-monooxygenase activity; heme binding; iron ion binding
Source: RefSeq, a predicted model, not a curated record
CACCGAAGUGAUCAUUUCAAGGUAAUUAAGACUCCAGCAUGAUUGUUUGGCUUGGCUGUGCUUUGUUUCUAGGCUCAGUGUUCAUCUCUGUCUGGAGGAUGAGAUCCAGGAGCCAUGGAGAUGUAAAGUACCCCAAGAGCUUACCAUCAUUGCCUGUCAUCGGAAGUUUACUUCACCUUGGAAAGAAGCUGCCUCCACACAUCCUGUUCUGUAACCUGCAGAAGAAGUAUGGCAGCCUCUACUCCUUUAUGAUGGGUUCCCACUAUGUGGUUGUAGUGAAUAACCAUGAGGACGCCAGAGAGGUCUUGCUGAAGAAGGGCAAAACCUUUGGGGGGAGACCCCGCACAGUGACAACAGAUAUUUUGACAAGAGAUGGCAAGGACAUUGCAUUUGCUGACUAUAGCCCAACCUGGAAGUUUCACCGCAAAAUGGUCCAUUCAGCGCUGUGUAUGUUCGGUGAAGGGACAGUUGCCAUUGAGCAGAUCAUUUCCCGUGAAGCUGCCUCGCUGUGUCAGACUCUCACCUCCUUCCAGAGAAUCCCUUUGGACAUGGCUCCAGAGCUCAUCCGAGCUGUCACUAAUGUGGUGUGCUCCUUGUGCUUCAACACCAGAUACAAGAGAGGGGAUGCAGAGUUUGAGACCAUGCUAAAGUACAGUAAAGGCAUAGUGGAUACAGUGGCUAAAGACAGCUUGGUGGACAUCUUUCCUUGGCUUCAGAUAUUUCCAAAUAAGGAUCUAGACAUUUUGAGGCAGUCAGUGGCAGCUCGAGACCAGCUUCUUCAAAAGAAAAUAAAUGAACAUAAGGAUGCAUUUUGUGGUGAAACUGUCAAAGACUUGUUGGAUGCUCUACUGAAAGCCAAACUAAGCAUGGAAAACAAUAACAGCAAUGUAUCACAAGAUGUAGGACUGACGGAGGAUCACAUCCUCAUGACUGUAGGGGAUAUAUUUGGAGCAGGAGUGGAGACCACAUCUACAGUUUUGAAAUGGGCUGUGGCAUAUUUACUGCACUAUCCAGAAGUCCAGAAGAAGAUCCAGGAAGAGCUGGACGCAAAGGUUGGAUUUGGACGAUAUCCACUCCUUAGUGACCGGAAAAUCCUACAUUAUACAGAAGCCGCCAUCUCUGAAGUGCUGCGAAUUCGUCCCGUGUCACCACUGCUUAUUCCACAUGUGGCUUUAAAAGAAUCCAGUAUUGGAGAAUAUACCAUUCCUAAAGAAGCCCGUGUGGUUAUUAACCUCUGGUCUUUACACCAUGAUGAGAAGCAAUGGACCAAUCCUCAUCUCUUCAGCCCAGAUCGAUUCUUGGAUGAAAAUGGAAACCGCGUGUACUCCCCAAGUCCGAGUUUUCUCCCCUUUGGAGCAGGGAUACGCGUGUGUCUCGGGGAAGCCCUGGCCAAGAUGGAGGUCUUCCUGUUUCUGUCUUGGAUCCUUCAGAGGUUCACACUGGAGGUUCCGGAAGGAGACCCUUUGCCCGAUCUGGAGGGGAAAUUUGGUGUUGUGAUUCAGGUGAAGCCAUUUAAAGUCAUCGCUAAGCUGAGAGAAGUGUGGAAGAACAUAGAAAUCGUUACAUAAAUCUCAUAUGGCGCCACAUUUCAUAUCGUGUUUAACAUCCCUGUAAGGAUUUUGGCUUGAUGGCAUUUCACUUCCAAAUUUCAAAAUUAAGUUUUAUUCAGAGUUUUUUGUAAAAUCGCUCUCCUUUAUUGUUAUAUAAUAUACCAUCCCUAAGUUCCUAUGACACAUACUGUAAAUUAAAUCUGUACACAGUCUGAA